This is a messenger RNA of Diospyros lotus (date-plum), 1841 nucleotides long. RefSeq names its product ureide permease 1-like. The transcript has 8 exons. The record is from RefSeq and is a predicted model, not a curated record. Gene Ontology annotation, cellular component: membrane. Lineage: Eukaryota; Viridiplantae; Streptophyta; Magnoliopsida; Ericales; Ebenaceae. Gene Ontology annotation, molecular function: allantoin:proton symporter activity; uracil:monoatomic cation symporter activity. Gene Ontology annotation, biological process: nitrogen compound transport. Bases 132 to 1457 code for a protein of 441 amino acids.
UGUGUGUGUCUCUCUCUCUCUCUCUGAGAAAGAUAAGAAAAUUUAGCUGGAUUUCUCUCUUUCUUUCGUUUAUCUGAAACAAUUUUCAGUCUUCUCUUUGCUUCCUGGAAUUUCUCGAACGACCAACCACCAUGUUCAUGGAUCAAUUGAAUUGGGAGCUUCUAGGUCUCAAUUCCUUCAUUGAUACAACUGUUCCAAGGCAGAGCAUUAUCCCUAGUGUGUUGAAGAUGUAUUUGGUUGAGAGCAAAGGGGUUGCUAUAGCAUGUAUGCUGGUUGCUCUGUUGUUCUUGGGAACAUGGCCUGCUAUCUUAACCCUUUUAGAGAGGCGAGGCCGGCUUCCUCAGCACACUUACCUUGAUUACACCAUCACCAACCUCUUGGCCGCGGUUUUCAUUGCUUUCACUCUUGGUGAGAUUGGCAGCAGCACACCUCUAGAACCAAAUUUCCUCACUCAACUUUCUCAGGACAAUUGGCCCUCUGUUUUGUUCGCAAUGGCUGGUGGAGUGGUCCUAAGCCUUGGAAACCUGUCCACACAAUAUGCUUGGGCCUUUGUUGGCUUAUCGGUGACUGAAGUAAUCACUGCAAGCAUAACUGUUGUCAUAGGCACAACCUUAAACUAUUUCUUGGAUGGCAAGAUCAAUAAAGCCGAGAUUCUUUUCCCCGGUGUUGGAUGCUUCUUGGUUGCUGUUUGUCUUGGCUCCGCUGUUCAUGCAUCCAAUGCAGCUGAUAACAAAGCGAAGCUUAGUGGUUUAUCAAACGAUCACGAAACUUGGAAAAGGGCAGGAGACAUUUCUGAAUCAGAACCAAUCCAUCUGAACCUAGAUGGAGCAAUGGGUCUGGAGAAAGCAAAUAUUUCUGCUGAGAAAGAGAAGUCAAAAUUUGGGAGUGCUGAUUUUCUUAUAGAGCUUGAGAACAGAAGGGCAAUUAAGGUAUUCGGGAAGAGCACUAUGAUUGGAUUGGCCAUAACAUUCUUUGCUGGAGUUUGCUUCUCUCUCUUCUCACCUGCAUUCAACCUGGCAACAAAUGAUCAGUGGCACACCUUGAAAGAUGGCGUCCCUCACUUAACUGUCUACACUGCCUUUUUCUACUUCUCAGUCUCCUGUUUUGUGCUUGCUAUCAUUUUAAAUAUCAGCUUCCUCUAUCACCCAGUAUUGAACUUACCCAGAUCAUCCAUAAGGGCUUACCUGACAGAUUGGAACGGCAGAGGCUGGGCCUUUUUGGCUGGACUUCUAUGUGGGUUCGGGAAUGGCCUUCAGUUCAUGGGAGGUCAAGCUGCAGGAUACGCUGCUGCUGAUGCCGUUCAGGCACUUCCAUUGGUGAGCACUUUCUGGGGCAUACUUGUAUUUGGAGAGUACAGGAGAUCAUCAAGAAGAACUUACAUAUUGCUCGCAAGCAUGCUGUUCAUGUUCAUUGUGGCAGUGGCCGUCUUGAUGGCAUCCUCGGGGCAUCGGAAAUGAGCAAAGCCGGCUGCAGCAUCCUGGGCCUGAUGCUUUGCAUCAUGCUUCCAUAACAGGUGAAGGUUAGUCAGCCAACAGCAAGUGCAUUCUGCAUCCAUUCUGCUGAUAUAUUGUUGAAGCCAGAACCAUGAUGCUGCUGCUGCUGCUACUUCGCAACAUAUCCAGUGGAAGAAAAUUGAGAAGCCAAGUAAAUCAAGGAAAAUGCUCCAAUACCCUUAACUUAAGGUACUCAUACCCUAUAGCAUCUGAAUGCUACCACCUAUAAAGAUAGCAACUUUUUAAUUUGGGCAGCUAGUUGUAACUUCUUGUCCUUCCUAUUUCAUUUUAACUUACAAAAGUGAUAGGUUUUUAACGUUAAUAGUGGCUUUUAUGUUUAAGUUUAAA